CCUGGUGAGCUCGUCCACUUAUAAUCCGGUAAUUGCUGCGGAGAGAGUCGGGAGUGUGUGUGCGCGGAGUUUGAGGCGAUAUUACGGCAGUAUAACUCAACCAAACACCGGCGGCAGAGCGACGGGCGUGGACUGUAAUAACAGCAUCCUCACAACUUCUCGGUUCAAACAACUUUUAUUAAUCAUCUGUAUCGAUUAUUAGGCUGCUGGAGCGAGUUUAGCGUCAUGAACCCCCCCACUGCCAGGGAUGACUCUGACCCACCAGCAGGAGGAGGAGGAGGAGGAGGGGGGCUGUAUCUGGACAGCUAUGAGGUCUCCUUCCCCCUGGACGAGAGCAUGGAGCGUCCGCCUGGCUAUCACCUCAGCCACGGGCAGCACAUGAUGGACGAGCCGGCGGUGUCGGAGCCUCACUCCCAGUACAGCCCGUUCAUCCUGAUCUCGAACCUGCGCACUCACCUGUACGUGGCCCUGGAGAAGAACGGCUGGCUGCUGAAGCGCGUGGAGGAGCUGGAGGACGAGCGCAACUUCCUGCGCUGCCAGCUGGAGCGGCUCAUCGUCAGCAUGAGGAGCCAGGAGGAGUGGGCUGCCGACCCGCAGCGAGCUGUGAAGGUGCAGCCUCCUGAGCUGCCCUCGCCUCCCUCUCCCAUGACCACCCGCUCCGGGAUGACGCUCAAACGCCUGCAUGGAGACGGCCCUCGCCCCCGCCGAGUCAAACAGGAGUACCACAUGGAGGAGGAUAAAUACUACACAGAGGAUGAGUACGUGGAGGAGGAGGAGGAGGAGGAAGAGGACGAGGACUCGUCAGUGGAGAAAGGAUCCAAGAAGAAGGGGCGAGGAGGCCGAGCCGGCGGCGAGUCGAGGGUGAAGAUGAGGAGGAUCUUCAGGAUCACCCACGGGAGGGAGCGGCAGAGAGUCAAAGAUCCAGACGGGGUGCUGAUCCGCUACAAGAAGAUCCUGUCCACCUACCAGCGGGUCAGGAGCAUGUCCAGAGCCUUCCAGAUCCACGGAGUCGACCGCAACACCAUGGCCUCCACCUCGCCCAUCGCCGAGCUGCUGCUGGUGGCGCCCGAGAAGGUGGCCGAGGUGGGCGAGUUCGAGGCGUCCAAAGAGAAGCUGCUGGAUUACGCGCGGCGCUGCUACAAGGCCAUGGACGAGCCGACGCACGCCAAAGUGCAGAGCAUGAAGAAGAGCCACAAGCUGCUGCCCAUCUCCUACCGGUUCAGAAACUGAGCCGGGACGUCCCGCGCCGCCUCAGCUGGGGUCCGUUGUCCUGUACUCUCUUUUUCCAAAAAAAACAAAACAAAAAAAAAAAAACAGUCACAGAAGCAUGAGGGGGGAGAAGAUCAGGUGCUGAUGCUUGAGAUUAGCUCAGGGUGAAGAUUAAAGGUUUUUGCCGACAUGUGAUUUGAUUUAUUGGCCGGGGAUUUUGGCACAGAGCGGCAAAAUGUGGAGGAAAAGUCCUUAGAGGAGAGAUCGGCAGCCUCUGUCAGUAUUACAUUUUGCGUUUUUUUUUUCUUUCUUUUUUCUCCUGAUUUUCUUGUGUAGCUGCAGUCAUUUAUUUUUCAACUCCAAGGCAGCUCUAUGGGAAAUUGUGGAAAUUGCACUGAUUCACUUUUCUACCUCAGGAGCUUGUUCACAGUUAGAAAUAUAACAAAUGUUAUUUACUUUGUAAUAUUCUAUCCCUGCAAUCAUUUUUGAUAGUGUUUGCAUAUUUGUAAAUAGUUAAUAUCACAUUUUGGAAUGAAACUCUUGGAUAUGUGAAAAAAUUACAUAGAGUUAACAAGAAUUAAGGUUUUGUUUUUGUUUUUUUUUAGUUUUCUAUUUUGCCACUUAAUAUAAAAUUUAAGUUGUUUGUGUAUAAAAAUAGAUAUUUAUUUUGUGGAAUGUGUUUAUUUAUGAUUUAUGAUUAAAAAAGCAGG
Myripristis murdjan (pinecone soldierfish) is the source of this 1919-nucleotide messenger RNA. RefSeq names its product coiled-coil domain-containing protein 106-like. The record is from RefSeq and is a predicted model, not a curated record. NCBI's taxonomy places the organism in Eukaryota, Metazoa, Chordata, Actinopteri, Holocentriformes, Holocentridae. The coding region runs from base 226 to 1230 and encodes 334 amino acids. The transcript is spliced from 7 exons. Gene Ontology annotation, cellular component: nucleoplasm.